Messenger RNA from Mauremys reevesii (Reeves's turtle), 1559 nucleotides. Its product is annotated as HLA class II histocompatibility antigen, DR alpha chain-like. Gene Ontology annotation, cellular component: MHC class II protein complex; membrane. The transcript is spliced from 5 exons. Gene Ontology annotation, biological process: immunoglobulin production involved in immunoglobulin-mediated immune response; peptide antigen assembly with MHC class II protein complex; antigen processing and presentation of exogenous peptide antigen via MHC class II. Lineage: Eukaryota; Metazoa; Chordata; Testudines; Geoemydidae. Gene Ontology annotation, molecular function: MHC class II protein complex binding. The record is from RefSeq and is a predicted model, not a curated record. The coding region runs from base 232 to 831 and encodes 199 amino acids.
CCAGGAUCUGGAAGGUCCAGUCUCCGUUCUGGAGCAGCUCCGUGGACACCACCCCGGCCGUCUGCUCCUGCCCGUUCCUCAGCCACUUGAUCUCGAUCCCCCCGGGGUAAAACCCCGUCACCGAGCAAACCAGCAGUGGACCACGUGCACUUCCAGGCGGAGUUCUACCAGCGGACGGACCAGUCCCAGCAGGGGUCAGGGGAAUUUGUGCAGGGGUUUGAUGAGGACGAGAUGUUCUACGUGGACCUGGAGAGGAAGGAGACCGUCUGGCGCCUGCCCGACUUCAGCAAGUUCACCAGCUUUGAUGCCCAGUUCGCCCUGCGCAACGUCGCCAUAAGCAAGUACAACCUGGAGCUCAUGAUCGAGAGCACCAACCAGACGCAGGCCCAGAACGUGCCCCCUGAGGUGACCGUGUUCCCCGAAGACCCCGUGGAGCUGGGGGAGCCCAACGUCCUCAUCUGCUUCGUGGACAAAUUCUUCCCGCCCGCGCUCAGCGUCACGUGGCUGAAGAACGGGCAGGAGGUGACGGGGGGCGUCUCCGAGACCGACUUCUACCCCCGCCAGGACAACUCCUUCCGCAAGUUCUCCUACCUGCCCUUCCUCCCCAGCCAGGGCGACUUCUACGACUGCCGGGUGGAGCACUGGGGGCUGGCCGAGACCUUCACGAAGCACUGGGAAGCCCAGGUGCCCACCCCCGUCCCCGAGACCACAGAGACCCUGGUGUGCGCCCUGGGCCUGGCCGUGGGCAUCGUCGGCAUCAUCGCGGGCACCAUCCUCAUCAUCAAGGGGAUGAAGAUGAACGCCGCCCGCAACCCGCGGGGCCCCUUAUAAACGUGGGGAGGAGCCGGGGGCCCCGAACCUCCCAGGUGCCUUUGUGGGACCCACUCGCAGCCCCCCCAGCUCUGCCCCCAGUGUCCCUGCUCCGUGCCCGUCGGUGCCAGCUGCUGUACCCCGGCAGGAGCCCCACGGCCCCGUAACCACGACACCCAACCCGUUAGAGACUCAGUGGGGAGCCGGCCCCUCGGGCUGCCCCUGCCUCCACUCUGGGCUUGGGGGGCACCUAUCCCGGGAGAGGGCUGCUGCCCAUGGGGCUGGGAAUGGGGGUCGCCCCUCGUCAGGGGCCAGCAGGGGAGAGGGCUGCUGCCCCGUGCGGAAGGUUUCUCUUGACUCCAGUGGGCUCUGGGUUGGGCCCCAAGCCCGGCCCCUAUUGGCCAGAGGCUGCUGUCAGUCACCCCAGGUAAAGCCCCUCCAGCCAUUACCCAGCAGGCUUUGGCCCAGAUUCGGCCAUUCCCGGUCAAUGGGGUCCCUGUGGGGCAGGAUCGGGCCCAUGGCUGGGGGUGGGGCAGCCGCAGCGCCCGGCUAAAGGCCCCAUCGCCCCCGUGUGCGGCUCCUCCAGGGUCCAGCCCUGCUGAGCCCAGCGCCCAGCGCGGGGUCUGUGUGGGACGGGCCCAGUCCCUGUACAGCCCCCACCCUGCCCCCCGGGUGUGUCACAGCCCUGCGCCCCCCCCCCCCAUCGCUCUGCAGCUUUGCCAACAGCAAUAAAGUGGGUUUGGGACGUU